This is a messenger RNA of Rotaria sp. Silwood1, 315 nucleotides long. The record is from the annotation of a GenBank genome assembly. Lineage: Eukaryota; Metazoa; Rotifera; Eurotatoria; Philodinida; Philodinidae.
AUGAUAUUAAACCUUAGAAGCGAAGCAGUGUGUGAAUCAGCGUCGUCCAUCUUAAAAACGCACAUUCACAGCAAUCGUUCAUUAGAUGAAGAAGUUAUGGUACAUUGGAAUGCACCACCUUUACAUACGGCUGAUUGCAUCAUCACAAAUUCACUCGAUAAUUAUUUUAGUACAAUGAAAGAUAAAAAUUGGUUAUUUUAUAAAAACAGUGAACAAUAUCAAGCUUGGAAACUUGUUUCUUCUGGUUCAAUUAGUUUAAAUCGUUUACGAAAAGUACACAUAACAAGAUUACCUGAAUCAGACCCUAUUGAAUAG